AUGGAGUACUCCCUUAGCAAGCCAAAGCCAAGAGCACUACUCCCUGACGAGGCGAAAAAGCUAUCUAUCACCGUCCUCAUGAUCUCCCUCCCUCUCCUCUAUGUCGCCCUCUUCCCCGUCCGGCUCUCCUCCCUCCACCAAGACUCCGUCUUCUGGUUCCUCGUUUCCAACUCCAUCAUCCUCAUCAUCGCCGUGGACUCUUGCACCUUCUCGUCAAACCAUGUGUGUGAUAUCUAUGAUGAGUUCAUCAAGCAUGGUCGCACGAGGCAAGUCGAACUGAGUCUCCCCUUGUCUUCAAGGCCUUCGAUGAAGAUAGCGGAUUGCAAUGAUAACUGCGAGGAACAAGAGAAUGACGAGCUCAUCCAGCAUAGUAGCGUAGGCAAAGGUGCACCUCCUACGAAGAUUGAUAAUCACAAAAGGCCAACACCUCUUAACAAAAGUGCUAGCACAAAGUUUGAAACGUCGACGGUCGACAGGCAAACGAAGUCACUGCGUCGGUCAAUGACCGAGAAGAAAAUUGAGUAUGAAGUCCGUGAAGAGGAGGAAGAUACUGAGGCUGAUGAGUACUCGAGCAUGUCCCUCGAGGAGCUCAAUGAGAGAGUGGAAGAGUUCAUCAGAAGGUUCAACAGGGAGAUGAGGCUUCAAAAUGAAUGA
Messenger RNA from Zingiber officinale, 654 nucleotides. RefSeq lists its product as uncharacterized. The coding region runs from base 1 to 654 and encodes 217 amino acids. Lineage: Eukaryota; Viridiplantae; Streptophyta; Magnoliopsida; Zingiberales; Zingiberaceae. The record is from RefSeq and is a predicted model, not a curated record. The transcript has a single exon.